This is a messenger RNA of Limulus polyphemus (Atlantic horseshoe crab), 2009 nucleotides long. Its product is annotated as cell wall protein RBR3-like. NCBI's taxonomy places the organism in Eukaryota, Metazoa, Arthropoda, Merostomata, Xiphosura, Limulidae. The record is from RefSeq and is a predicted model, not a curated record. The annotation marks the transcript as partial. The transcript is spliced from 12 exons.
UGUAAAAGAGAGAAUGAGUGCUGCUCAGAAGGUAAUUUCAAAUCAAUCUAAGCAUUCUGAUGAGCGAGAGAGGAGCGAACAGGCACAACCAAUUGAUUUGGUUCAGAGAGUGUCUACAACAUCAUUAAAUCUAAUUCAGUCACCUUUGCAAAGAGAAGUUUCUCUUCAUCCUGCUGUCUCACAGCCUCUGAGAUCUCAUCUUGAUCAAUCAAAAUUAUCAUUCAUGAAUUUGAAUGUGCGGAUUCCAACAGCUUCUCCAAGAGUACCAGUACCAGUUGUUGGAAGUUUGACUAUGUCCGUUACAUCUUCACAGGCUAUGGCAACUAAAAAUGGAUCCCCAGCAGUGGUUGGCUUGCAAGCAAUUCCUGUAGGUGGAACCACCAGUCGCCACAGUAUCACUACCAAUAUUCAAGCUGUAGGAGGAAGCUUACCAAUGGCAUCAAUAAUACGUGCACCUCAAACUUUGGUGGGUCAUGUAGCCCAUAAUUUUAACCAUCCAUAUUCCUCACAUGUACCCAGAGGUGCUGCAGCUGUUGCAAGCAUAAGUGCAGCCCCAAAAUCAGCUGUGGCCACACCAAUUCUUCGACCACAUAGUAACACAUCAACUUCUGUUCUAUCCUCAACCACCCUGUCCAGCCACCCUCAACCCCAAAUCAUUGCACGGACACCUUUAUUACGUCCAAGUAGGACACCACCACCUCCAACAUCAAAGACAGCAUCUCCAGCUCCAAUAACCAUUACACAUGUAAUUGAUUUUAAAAAUGCUCAAAAAACAUUAAAGUCAAUUAUGGGUUUCAAAUUUCUAAAACUAACUAAAAAUGAGGAGGUUGAUAUAAAUUGCUUAUCUAGCACUGACUUUGACACCCUUUUACUUUCUACCAAGAUUCCUGAGAAAGGGUUUGCAAAGACUCAGGCUUCAUCUGUUACCACAAUAAACAGCACAUUUGCUCAACCUUUGUCCAGUCAGCGUCCUGUUGCUGUACCUCAAGGAACAGUGGUGAUGCGUGCAAUGACAUCAUCAGCAGCCCACAUCUCUCAGCAGCAUCAUCCACCAGCUUCAGCAAGUCACCAAUCAGUAACUGUGCCUUCAACAACAGUUGUCUCUAUAGCUUCAUUACCGUCUGUUGCAUAUGCAGGAAACUAUAAUCCCAUUCAUAAGCAAACUCUGUACCCUCCGUCCUUACAAGCUGUCCCCCACACACCUAAUAAAUCAUCAUCAGUUGGUUUAACAGUGGUUUCAACAAAAGGUGCAUCUCAAGUAGUACAAACAGUUUCUCCUCAUCUAACUCAAAGUGCAACUUCAACUUUGGGGAGAAUAGUGUUAACAACCACUGUUGCAACUUCUUCAAAUGGUGUACGCCUGACCACAUCUAAUGCACCACCAGUACAUGGUAGUGUCUCUGAUACAUCUGUGCAACAAGUAUCUGCCAUCCCAUUGGAUAAAGUACACACAAAAGUUUACCCACAGCUGUCAAGUAGUUCCCGAACAGGUAUUGAAGGUCUUCCAAAUUAUGGAAAUGAAAUUACCUCUCAGACCAAUAGGAUAAAUACAGUAAAUCCAACAUCAACCAAGAGUGGCACCACUCCACGUUCUUUGUCAGGGUCAUCAAAUCAUUCUUCGUCCUUCGAAGCGAAAACUGAGAGCAAUACUUGUGCAGCAACACGAUUAGCUUCAGUGCCACAGCUUGGCUUUCCAGGAGGUGCACAGUAUGCUGUUCCAGCAACAGCGUAUUACUAUGAAUCUUAUCCUGUUCAUAGUGGUGUCACAAUGCAUCAUUUUAGUGGUUCUUCAGGAACAUCAAGUUAUGCUGCCAAUGUGGUCUCAUCAUCUGGUCAAAGACCUGGAAUAUUGUCACAACAUGUCACUACAAAUACAGUCAACCAGGGUUCUCCGCACAAUUUUGCUACAAGAGGUUCUUCAGGUCCUCCUGUUAGAUCCUUAAGUUCUGUCAUGGUAAACAUUGAUUCCUCAUGCCAUCAUGUGGCCUUUCGUCCGUUGUUCACAUCAG